This is a messenger RNA of Rhipicephalus microplus (southern cattle tick), 1808 nucleotides long. RefSeq names its product glutathione synthetase. The record is from RefSeq and is a predicted model, not a curated record. Gene Ontology annotation, molecular function: glutathione synthase activity; glutathione binding; ATP binding. Gene Ontology annotation, cellular component: cytosol. Lineage: Eukaryota; Metazoa; Arthropoda; Arachnida; Ixodida; Ixodidae. Gene Ontology annotation, biological process: glutathione biosynthetic process.
CAUAUGACCACUGCUCAUGAAAGUGCGAGCACGGCGGGAUUGAUAGCGUGAUAGCGCGAUGCUCGUUUUCUCAAGCAGGUGUCUGUCCUAAUUUGAAAGCGUCCUCCUGUAACGUAGCUGAAAACGCACUUGUUUCUGAACUUGGAACUCCAAUCCGUCCGCAGUCGAUCACUAUGGAGCGUUUACAAUCUUGUAUGGCAGCUCUACAGGACGAGGACGUUCGGAAGCGAGCUGUUCAGGACGCUAAAGAAUAUGCGAUCUCCCACGGUCUGUGCAUGAAGUCGAAGUCGCAGGAGCCAGAUAGCUACACGUUCGUGCCAUUCUGUUUGCUGCCGUCACCGUACCCACGUGAGGCCUUCCAACAAGUGAAGGCGUUGCAAGAAGACAUCAACCUCCUCAUUCACCGCGUGGCACAUGACUACAGUUUUCUUCGUGAUUGCCUGCAAAGUACAAUCGAGACUGACGAGUUCACGGCUUCCAUUUUCAACAUCUACCAAAAGGUUUGGGAAGCCGAGUUUCCCCAGCCGAUAAGCCUGGGCCUGCUGAGGAGCGACUACAUGCUUGACCUCAAGUCAGGUGACACCAAGGAACUGCACGAGGCCCGCCCCAAGCAGGUGGAGGUGAACACCAUUGCCUCCUCGUUUGGCGGAAUCACACCUCCGCUCUAUAAGUUGCAGAAGUACACAAUGAGCAACCUGGGUGUCGUGGCUACAGAAGUGGAGAUGCCAAAGUGCAAGACCGACAAGCUCCUUGGCAAAGGUCUGCUAGCAGGCUGGAGGGCUUACAAGAACGACAAGGCGGCCAUCUUGUUUGUGGUUGAAGAGGAGACGUACAAUGUGUGCGACCAGCGCAACUUGGAGUACGCCAUCCGCGAGAUGCAUGAAUCCGUCAAGGUAAUGCGACGGAAGUUUUCCGAACUGCACAACUGCACCAUCCAGGAGGGAAAUCUGAUCGUUGAUGGUGUGGAAAUUGCUGUGGUCUACUACCGGACGGCCUAUGCUCCACAGCAAAUGGAUGCCAAGUGCUGGGACACGCGUCUGCGGAUAGAGCUGUCUCGUGCCAUCAAGUGCCCCUCGGUGCAGUACCAUUUGGCAGGCACCAAGAAGGUGCAGCAAGUGCUGGCACAGCCCGAUGUCCUUGAACGCUUCUUCACCAACAAAGUGAUUGCCAACAGCAUACGUGCCACCUUCACGGGGCUCUACUCCCUCGACCUGACCCCACAAGGGCACAAAGCAGCUGAGGAAGCUAUUGCACACCCUCGCAACUACGUGCUAAAGCCACAGAGGGAAGGUGGUGGUAACAACGUGUAUGGUGAUGACGUGCGGAACAAGCUGCAGGCACUGGGCCGCACUAAGGAGCGCGAAGGCUACAUUCUCAUGGACCUGAUUCAGCCACCCAUCACUACCAACUACAUUGUACGAUCAACUGAGGAGGCCAGCAAGUGCAACGUGGUCAGCGAACUUGGCAUUUUUGGUGUUAUCCUCGGGGACCAAUACGAGCUCAUCGAGAACUACGAGGCAGGCCACAUUGUCCGUACAAAAAUGACCGGCACGAGCGAAGGAGGCAUCUGUGCGGGUUUCGCCUCCCUGGACAGUGUCUUUCUAGUCUGAAUGAGGCACAUUGCUUACUAUGCUGCCACAAUUAGAUGUUUUACGGGCGUUUAUGUAUCCUAUAUUUAUGUGAUAAUCAAUCCACUGUAUUUUUGUAGAGAUAAAAUAUAUUUGUACCUAUGAGAAAAUUGCUAUUUGAUUUAUGAGUAUUCAUGGGAAAUAAAUGCAAUUGCCUAUUUGUUUUUAUUCAUUUUCAAA